AAUAGGAUCUGUUUGCCGUUUGCAUGUGAGAAAGGCAGACUGCACUUCAGACAGUUGGCUGUAUGUUGUGUUUAGAGGAGGUGAAAUCACUUUCUGCAUACUGAAUUUUUAAUCUGCUGACUUCAGAGAACCUUUUAAUCUCUCCUCUUUAUUUUUUAUUUUGGGGAAGUUGUAUGCUUCUGCUUUAAGUGUACAUCAUCUACAGUACAUUGCAGUAUCCUCUGAGUUCUUCCACAAGUAUGAGCUGCGAAGCAGGAGAAGUGGCCACGGAUGUCUUCAACUCAAAGAGCUUGGCCGUUCAGGCUCAAAAGAAGAUUCUGGGUAAAAUGGCUUCCAAAUCUAUUGCCACAAUCCUGAUAGAUGACGUCACCAGUGAGGUCCUGGACGAGCUCUACCGAGUGACAAAGGAGUACACACAGAACAAGAAGGAUGCUGAGAAGAUCACCAAAAACAUCAUCAAGAUAGUCAUAAAGCUUGCAGUGUUGUUCAGGAACAACCAGUUCAAUGAAGAGGAGAUUGCAUUGAUGGAAAAGCUGAAGAAAAAAGUCCACACAUUAGCCAUGACUGUCAUCAGUUUCCAUCAGGUUGACUUCACUUUUGACCGCAACGUCCUCUCCAAAUUGUUGAAUGAAUGCAGGGAGUUACUUCACCAAAUUAUCAACCGGCACCUAACGACAAAAUCCCAUGGACGUGUCAACAAUGUGUUUGAUCACUUUUCAGAUUGCGAAUUUCUUGCUGCUUUGUACAAUCCCUUUGGACCUUACAAACCCCAUUUGGAAAAGCUCUGUGAUGGAAUCAACAAAAUGCUAGAUGAUGGAAACAUCUGAGUACUUGUUGCGUGUCCAGAGAACUUUCUUUGGCGAGGAACAUGGUUGACAUGUGAAGAAAUAAGGGACACUAGCAGAAGAUGAUAACAUAUUCAGUGCAUAAGAACAUUGACCAUUUAUGUAUCUAAGAAUACAUGCUCAUGCAUGGGUUCUUGAAUACAAACUAAAAUGCCACUUUGCUGUGCAGUGCUGUGUUGAGGAGAAAAAUUGUAUUUUUAUUAUGUUGCGCAGACCAAGCGAAAUUAGUGGACGGAGGAUUAGAAUAAUUGCUUGGUAUUAGGAAAUAUUAAGGGGCAUGAAGUCCUGCAAAUAUUCUUUUAAAACAUGAUAUACUUUAAAGCUUAAGAACCAAAGUAAGUGAAAUGAAAAUAGGUGGGAUGUAUAUGUACCAUACUGUCUUAUAUGUGGUUCUGUAUAGUAGUGUACUGAUACUCUGGGUCCUGGAGAGUCACAGGUCUGGUUUUCAUUCAUGUAAUGGGUUUAAAGGAAAAGUCUUCCAGUUUUGUUUAGCUUCAUUGAGGAGUUACUUUGACUGACACACCUGCAGGGCUGUGGCUCUUUGGGACCAGGAGUGAAGACCACUAAUUAAAAGGACUGAUAGAAUGAGGUAGAACCAAAAAUGAAUGAACCUAUCUGUGCAGCAGAGUUCAGGGUUGCCUGCUUGACAUGUCUCUUGUGAGUUAUUUUACAUCUGCUGUGUUGAAAUAAUUUUGAUUCCAAAUAAGUUAAAAUUGUAUUUUAUUCUUACAGACAUAUAUAUUUAUGAAAGAGUUUUUUAAAAAAUGCAUCUACUUUAAAAGUACUCGGGAACCAAAACUUGAAAUGUGUCUAUUGAAUGUGGAAAAUAUACUGUAUAUUGCAAUAAAAAGCCCAGAAGUUGAAUACUGUGCCAACCAAGCUUUUUUUUUACCAAGUUUGAUUCAUCUCAAAUGCAAUAUAUCCAAAUGUUCAAAUGUGUACAACCACAUACUUUGCUUUCAAAGAAAACAAACAUAUAUUUUUAUGUUACAAGCUAUUAAAUGUGGUGUGUUCAAGUAGGAAUUUUAGUUUGACCUGUUAUGUGGCAAUUUGCUGUGAACGUUUUUUUAAAUGUCUUCCCUUCAAAGUUAAUAACAUCAAUAAAUAUUGUGCAUACAGAAAGGUU
Messenger RNA from Lepisosteus oculatus (spotted gar), 1971 nucleotides. Its product is annotated as tumor necrosis factor alpha-induced protein 8. Lineage: Eukaryota; Metazoa; Chordata; Actinopteri; Semionotiformes; Lepisosteidae. Gene Ontology annotation, cellular component: cytoplasm. Gene Ontology annotation, biological process: regulation of apoptotic process. The record is from RefSeq and is a predicted model, not a curated record.